GGCUGUAGUACGCUAUGAUCACGUCUAUCAAUAGCCACUGGACUCCAGCCUGGACAACGUAAUGAGAGUCUGUCUCAAAAAAAAGGAACAAUCUUGUGUUUGCGUGUUUGCUCAUGUCUUUGUUGGAAUAAUACUGACACAGUCACUCAAAUUAACUCUCAAAUCUUUGAUUAUUCAUUUGAUGGGAACAACAGGUUUAUGUGCCAGCUUAUCAGGACCCCUAGUUCUUUCAUUAAAGUGUGUAUGUGUGUGUAUAUGUGUGUAUGUGUGCACACGUGUGCUAGUUUUCUUAUCUAACAAUGAAGUCCUUUGGGAGGUUUACUUUUUCUUUACUAUUUUUUUCGUGCUUUCCUUUGAUGUGCACCUGGCAAUUUAUAGAGCCAAUGUGUACUACAUAUUCUGCUGCAGAAAAUUACAGAGGUGAGGAAGGAGCAGGAAGCAGAUUUAGAAAGGAAUGUUACAGUUUAUCAAGUUGUGACUAAUGGAAGCUAUUAAAACAAAAGGUACCAACCCAUCUUAAAUAUUCACUGCUUCUACAACUAUUUUUCUAUAACUGUUGUUCUUUGUCAGCUCUGGGGUGGAGGGAAUAUUCCUGAGUGUUUUAUUAAGUAAUUCAAAGAUCUUCCUAGGUAUGUGUAUCAAAGAUCCUAUGAUGUAUCUCUCUUGUAAAUCGAGACUGGCAUAUAUUGGGCUUACAUUAUUGGGAAAAAUGUAUGUCAUCAUCAUUGGUGAAAAAGAGUUUCCAUAGCAGUUUUUUCUAAGUAGAGAGAUAAAUGAAUCAGAUUUUUGGAGGAGGUACGUUUUAACUCACUGGAGGAUCACACCAAGUCUGAACAUCUAAGGAACCCUAGUGGAAAAUUGGUUUUCCUGUAUGCUGCUCUAGCGAUCUGAGGAAAGGCCUAAAAAAAGCCAGUGUCCCUGUGAUAUUGUGAAAUACAUAUAUGUGGUCUUUGUUCCUGUUUCCUGGCAUACAAUUACUAAAAAUCCUUGGAAUCUCCAAAGUGCUGUCUUUUUGUAUAUUAGUGUUGACUGAUAGCUUCAGAGUGGGGCUGGCCAAGUUGAUCACCAAUGGCCAGUGGUUUAAUCAGUCAUGCCUAUGUAAUGAAGCCUCCAUGAAAAUCCAAAGGGAAUGGACUGGGGAGCUUCUAAGAAGUGUUUUUUACCUUCCCGUGAGCCUCCUGUGCUGAACACGUGGAGGGUCACGGGAAGGUAAGCAAAAACUCAUUCACAUGCUGGGAGGGUGGCACAUCCCAACUCCACGAGGACAAAAGCUCCCGUGCUCAGAACCCCUCCAGACUUGGACCUUGUAUCUCUUCAUUGGCUUUUAUUUGUAUUUUAAAAAAUAUCCUGAGUGAUAAACUGGUAGAUGUAAGUGUCUUCCUUAGUUCUGUGAACCACGCUAGCAAAUUAAUCAAACCCGAAGAGGGGGUCAUGGCAACCCCAACUUGAAACCUGUUGGUCAGCAGUUCCAGAGACCUGAACUUAUGACUGGUUGGAACGACGGGGUGCUCUUGUGGGACUGAACCCUCAACUUGUGGAUCUGAUGCUAUCUCUGGGUAGACAGUGUUGGAGCUGAAUUGGAGGACACCUAGCUUGUGUCCACUGCAGAACUGAUUGCUUGCUUCCUGCAGGGGAGAAAUCCCUAUAUAUUUUGGGGUCCAGAAGUCUUCCGUGUUGAUUGUUUUUGUGUGAGAGCAGAGGAAAAAUGGUUUGAGAGUUUUUCGGGAAACAGCCCCUCUUAGUAUAGUGGUAGAAACACUCCAAAAAUAAAAUAUGCUACCCCAAAAAUAAAAAAUGAAAAUAAAAAUAAAAAUCUAGAGUGGUCAGUUUGCCAAGAGGAUUUAUGGAGCAUCUAAGGUCAAGCAUUACUUCUCAGCCCUGCAGCAGGCCUCUAAUUAAGCCAUGCCACAGAGUGCAGUUUACAGAGAGGUGGAAUUCCUGUGGAUUCUUUCUUCUCUCUAAAAUUAUAAAUAACGCAGCUUCCAAACAUGCCAUAUUACCUCACAAGGUCUAAAGACUCAAUAUGAAUCUUCAACUUAACAAUUAUAACUGACACAGAUUGAGAUCUUCCUGGAUGCUGAAAUAGGCUUUACAUGAUUUAUCUCAUUUAGUUCUCAUAAAACUCUAUUAUUAAUAUUAUUUUACAGAUAGAGAAAUGGAAGCACACAGAGGGUAAGUGUAUUAGUCCAUUUUUAUGCUGCUAAUAAAGACAUACCCAAGACAGGGUAAUUUAUAAAGAAAAAGAGGUUUAAUGGACUCACAUUUCCACAUGGCUGGGAGGCCUCACAAUCAUGGCAGAAGGCAAAAGGCACUUCUUACCUGGUGGUGGCAAGACAGAAAAUGAGAACCAAGCGAAAGGGGUUUCUCUUUAUAAAACCAUCAGGUAACGUGAGACAAUUAUUCACUACCACAGAAACUAUAUGGGGGAAACCGCCACCAUGAUUCAGUUAUCUUCCACUGGGUCCCUCCCACAACACGUGGAGCUACAAUUCAAGAUGAGAUUUGUGUGGAGACAUAGCUAACCCAUAUCAGUAAGUAAUUAGACAAACCUUGCAAAGCUAGUAAGUGGUAUUGCUGGAAUUAAAUCUGCCAAUGUCACUCCAGAGUCUAUGUGAUUUACUGGUAUAUUAUAGGGUCUACCUGUAAGCUUGAUAACCUUAUGUGAGAACAAAUAACCAUGACAUAUUCUGUUCAGUAGUUUGCAUUUCCUUUUGACUCCUACAAGGGAGGAGGCUGAGGUUCAGGGACAUUAAAGUGGGGUUUAGAGACAUUAGGUGGUUUACCCAAGCUUUAUCUACUAGAUACUAGAUAAUUGUCAUCUGAUAAUAAAGCUAGAACUUAAACCCAGCUGGACAAUGGAGCUAGAGCUUAAAACAAAAUCUUCUAAUGAGCUCAGAACUCAUGGCUUAAUAAGAUUUGGGAAAAGUCCUGCGGACAUUUCACUGUCUAUCCAGAAAUGCGAGGAAGUUAGGAGAAAAGGCAAAGUAUCUCACAGACAGAUAAAGGCAGUUCAGUAAGUAGCCUGAAUAAAUAGCCAUAUUUAAAAUCUAAUUUGGUUCUUUUGUGCCUAACACAAUUGACUUUAUGCUGGUAUCUAUUUUCUGCUCUGUCUCUCUUUCUGUCUCUACUUAUGUGUGUAUGCAUGUGUUAUAAAAUAUAUCAGCCCAUUGAUCAAUUUUUAAUUUAAGCAAAAACAUGGUAGAUUAAUAUAUUCAAUCAAUUUAUUGAGUAGAUAUUUAUCGAGGCUCACACAUUUAUCUGACUGUGUACUAAGCACUGGAAACCCAAAGAGAAUGGAGUCACUGCCUAGACAGGUGGAGGCUGACACAUAAACGAGUAGGGUAAUAAUCAAGUGUCAUAACUAGUCUAUUACAUGCAAUGUUAAACUAGCAUCUCUACCAUGCAAAACUUGUGCUCUUGGGGAUACAGGAAGACUUUCCAGAGAAGUACACAGGACAGGAAUGUGUUAGGAAACCAGUCAGUUCCCAGGUCCUCGAUCAGGUCACAGUGACUUGUGAUUCUAUUUUGAACAUAGGUCUUAAAUCUUUAUUUUGAUAGCAAGGGUUUUAAACUUUUGAUAUAUGAUAUACUUCUGAAAAUCAAAUUCAUAUUCUAAAAUUAAGUAUUUUUGCCCUUAACUAACUUGAACAUAAUACUAUAAUACAUUAACAUAUAUUAUUAAUAAUAAAUAGGACCCCUGGAAGUCCAAGAGAGACAUGAGGCUUAUUUGGUAUGUUAAAAUCAUACAGGAAGUGUUGUUAAAUAAGAAAUGGUGUUACACUUUCUUUGAGUUAUAUUUAUAUGGAUAUGUUGUUAAUAUGUGUUCCAACAUUGUAUGAGAUUCCUAAAAAUCUGAUAUGGACAUCCAGUGUGGUUGUUGGGUCCUCUAUGAGCCUAGGGAGCACUGGCCGGUUGCCUUGCAUCCAUUCAUGUCAGCGUUGGUAGUGUCAGGCACCCGAUGGUUCUUAGAAGAGUACUUGAGCUCUACUCUGCAGUGUCUGAAGUUGCUGGAUAUAUACCUGCUGUAUAAACUGCUGACUAGGGCGCUGCAAUUCACAUACUGUCUUCUCAUGGGGACCUUCCCCUUCAACUCUUUCCUCUUGGGUUUCACAUCUUGGGUGGGGAGUUUCAUCCUAGUAGUUUGCCUGAGAAUACAGGUGAACCCACAGAACGAAGUGGACUUCGAAGGCAUCUCCUUGGAGUGAGACUUUGCUUCUUUCUCUUUGCUAGCACCGUCUUGUACCUUAUCGUCAUGAACUUUGUUGGCUGA
Gorilla gorilla gorilla (western lowland gorilla) is the source of this 4270-nucleotide messenger RNA. RefSeq names its product dolichyl-diphosphooligosaccharide--protein glycosyltransferase subunit DAD1-like. The record is from RefSeq and is a predicted model, not a curated record. Gene Ontology annotation, cellular component: membrane; oligosaccharyltransferase complex. Lineage: Eukaryota; Metazoa; Chordata; Mammalia; Primates; Hominidae. The transcript has a single exon. Bases 3858 to 4205 code for a protein of 115 amino acids. Gene Ontology annotation, biological process: protein N-linked glycosylation.